This is a messenger RNA of Diaporthe amygdali, 1329 nucleotides long. RefSeq lists its product as uncharacterized. Lineage: Eukaryota; Fungi; Ascomycota; Sordariomycetes; Diaporthales; Diaporthaceae. The record is from RefSeq and is a predicted model, not a curated record. The transcript has 2 exons. The coding region runs from base 1 to 1329 and encodes 442 amino acids.
AUGGAACGCGACAGCCGACGCGACCGCAGGCAAUGGCGUGGGUGCCAUGUUUUCAAGGACGUCAUUUAUGACGGCGACCGGCCAGGAUCGUCACGAAGGAACGGUGGCCUGAAGAUGGGCCAGCCGUACUAUUAUUACUACGAAUUGGAUUGCUCCGUCGAGACUCACGAUCCUUCGCUUCCCUCCACAUCGACGUGCCCAUAUUUACCUGGCCAGACUGUAAAUAUGAUGUGGGUGCCAGCCGAAAAGUCAGACAGAAAACGAAGUGCAUCUCUCAGCUCAGUGCGACGCGAAGACUUCAAGACCAUGUCUCCGCAAGACAAGUACAGCACACCUCGGCCAGCCCCUGCCGCGCCGGAGUUGCUGAACCCAGCCUACCGGCCCACCACCUCGCAGGUGCCUAUCCGGACACUGAAGCACAAGCGAUCUGACCGCUCCAUCUCACCGACUCCGAGCUGGUGGUCACCACGGAAACUCUUCACCCGCAAGAACAGCGUGUCAUCCCAGGCCAGCAGUGACCGACAUUCUGAUGAUGCAUCGGUCACUGGCUCUUCCUGUGGCGAUGAGCAGCGACGGAGUGUUGGCUCUUCAGCAUCUGAGGGAAGCCGGACCCGAGCCAUGUCACCGGACUCAUUACGGAGGUUCCUCUCCGACGACACAGCAGUGGUGACACCACCGGCCGACGAUGCAGAGCGCCUGUUCCUGUCCAUCCCGGACGAUAUCGCUGAGGAGGAUGACGACAACUUCGCAACAUCUGCCGCCUCGGAGACCGGCCCAAAGACGAUCUUGUCGCCGCCCCCACCUGUCACUCGCAACUAUUCCGCAGAUACUCUGCGUCGACUGCCCGAGAACGCGUCGGUUGUCACCUUGACCGCAACAAAGCCCCCAACAGCGGUCUCACGGCCACUACAAGUCCAGUUCGAUGAUGAACAGGAUACCCCUACGUCACGCUUCUCCUUCUCGUCCGACGAAGGAUCUAUAUACGAUGAUGGUGAUACUGAUGCCUCAUCGCCCGAAACUGAGAACGAUACCGAAAUCCCAUCCUUCUACCAUUCUGAGGCCGAGGAUGAUGAAACGGACUCGGAUAUCCUCUCGCCGCCCUCCACUCUCCAACCAUCAAAGUCUGGCCUCAAAAUGGGCCGCGAGUCGCUAGAGCAAUCCCUUGCGAAUGCGUUCCAGGGAUACCAUCUGCCGCGAACCUCAAUGGACGGCACCAGCAAGGCCCCCGUCUCGGUCGUUGCCAGCCCCCCAUUGCUGGCGGCACCAGUUAGCUCGGUCGUGGACGACUUCAUGAGCGAGAUGAACAACUUCCAGAGCAAGUGGAUCUAA